Choloepus didactylus (southern two-toed sloth) is the source of this 1251-nucleotide messenger RNA. RefSeq names its product cytidine deaminase (gene CDA). NCBI's taxonomy places the organism in Eukaryota, Metazoa, Chordata, Mammalia, Pilosa, Megalonychidae. The coding region runs from base 88 to 528 and encodes 146 amino acids. The record is from RefSeq and is a predicted model, not a curated record. Gene Ontology annotation, molecular function: cytidine deaminase activity; zinc ion binding. The transcript has 4 exons. Gene Ontology annotation, cellular component: cytosol.
UCGCGGCAGGGACACACCCGGGGGAGGAGCUGCCAGACCGGCCACCAGCUGGAUCUCGCCUUUCCGCUCCUCUGCCCAGAGCCCGACAUGGCCCAGGAGCUUCCCGCCGGCGCCCUGGAGCCGGAGCACGUCCAGCGGCUGCUGCUCUCCUGCCAGCAGGCCAAGAAGGCCGCCUACUGCCCCUACAGCCGCUUCCCCGUGGGCGCCGCCCUCCUCACGCGGGAGGGGAGGAUCUUCUCCGGCUGCAACGUAGAAAAUGCCUGCUACUCGCUGGGCAUCUGUGCUGAGCGGACCGCUAUCCAGAAGGCCAUCUCAGAAGGGUACAAGGAUUUCAAGGCAAUUGCUAUUGCCAGUGACUUGCAAGAAGAUUUUAUCUCGCCGUGUGGGGCCUGCAGGCAAGUCAUGAGAGAGUUUGGCACCGACUGGGCCGUCUACCUGACCAAGCCGGAUGGCACAUAUGUCGUUAGGACCGUCCAGGAGCUGCUGCCCACCUCCUUUGGGCCUGAGGACCUGCAGAAGAGGCGGUGAAGGCCAGAGAACACCCACCACGUUGGAGAGCCUGGGUCCCCACGGGCACUUCAGGAGAGGUCUCCCACGGACCUCCAUGAAGAUGUUCUCACAGACCUGGGGACCCCAUCCAUGUGGAGCCCCAACCUUAUAGGGCAGGGAUGACUUUUCCAAAUUACACUCAAGCACCAUGGUUUUAUACUGAAUAGAUCAAAGAGUCUUCACCCCAGCAUGGACCAGAGCCACCGCCCCCAGCCACCCACCUUCCCUCCCUGAGCUCAGGGUGCCCCAUCCCUUCCCUUCCUUCCUGUGGGUCCUCUUUAAAAUUCCAGCCAAGUCUGGCUGCCUCCCCAUCGGCUUUCCCACGGUUCCAACCUGUUCCAAGUGACUUUUCUAAUUAUAAACCUCACAGAACAUCCGGAUUUGGAAGACAGCGUUUCACUCUUUGUCUUGCUCAUUGCUUACAGCGCUUGGAAGGGGCAGGGUGAUUUGUCUUUCUGGAGAGGCAUGGACACUUCCCACUGGGAGAGGAAACGGGUGUCUUGAACUUGCAUACCCCUCGGUGUGGAGAGCUGAGUUCUGAGGCUUCUUGCCCCUGCGUUCUCCAGACGAGGGCCCCUAGGCCAGGCCUGGCAGCCAGCAGCCAUUUCUGGAGUCUGUUUUUGGCUCAGUUCUAGACCUGAGCACUGGAUGCCAUCCACCCACGUGGUCAUGUCUGGGGGAUUCUCAGACUACAGGGGAAGG